Molecule: messenger RNA, 759 nt
Organism: Ceutorhynchus assimilis (cabbage seed weevil)
Lineage: Eukaryota; Metazoa; Arthropoda; Insecta; Coleoptera; Curculionidae
Source: the annotation of a GenBank genome assembly
AUGGAAAAGGUACCAGAGCAACCAGAUCAGUCUAUUGUAGGAUCAGGCAGUGAUAAGCUUGUUCAAGAACCGAGCAGUACUCAGCAUUUUCCAGCUCUAAGUGGUAUUUCACCGAUUGCAUUGUCGAGCGCUAUUGAGCGUAUUGCCAGACCUCAAAGUGCAGGAACUCAAAGUGCAGGAACUCAAAGUGCAAGACCCCAAAUUGCAAGACAAAGCCGCACCAGGACCAUUGCAAGACCAAUCCGCCGGUACCAUAUGAGCCGCCGCCGUCCACAUCGUUCCAUAGUGAGAGAUACUUCUCCUAUUGCGGGGCCGAGCGGUAUUCAGCGUAGUACAGAAGAGAGCGAAAUUGAACCCGUAAUCCAGUUGCCGCCUAAACCUAAAAGUGUGAUUGACAUGAUGGAGCUCUUGGCAUUGAAACCAGCCAAAAAAGUUGAUUCGGGAAUACACACUGAUAGAGCAAUAAUUAAAAAAAGGCUAUUAAAAGGGAAAAUGAUAAUCUCCUCCAACAUUAACCAUAUUUGGUGCCCUUCAUGCAGUGAAAUUGACAAUGAUUCGACUUGGAUUCAGUGCGAUACUUGUACACGGUGGUGGCAUCAGGACUGCACACAGUAUCCAGGAUCUGGUGAAUUUCUGUGCGAAAUAUGUCGGUUCUAAUCUAAUCUUUGAAUAUUGUUUUCGUUUUAAUUUUUUAUGUUGGUUUAUUUUUGUGAUAAAUGGUACGCAUUUCAAGACGCACCAUUGGGUAUUCUACUUUUG